This is a messenger RNA of Mauremys mutica (yellowpond turtle), 1739 nucleotides long. RefSeq names its product prenylcysteine oxidase 1 (gene PCYOX1). The coding region runs from base 87 to 1592 and encodes 501 amino acids. Gene Ontology annotation, biological process: prenylcysteine catabolic process; prenylated protein catabolic process. Gene Ontology annotation, molecular function: prenylcysteine oxidase activity. The transcript has 7 exons. NCBI's taxonomy places the organism in Eukaryota, Metazoa, Chordata, Testudines, Geoemydidae. The record is from RefSeq and is a predicted model, not a curated record.
UCAGUUCGGGCGCGCAUGCUCAGUGCAGCCAAAGUAGCGACUCCGGAGCGGCGGCUGGUUUGGUCGUUACACUGCCCGGGGCGAGCAUGCGGGCCCUGCUGCCUGCGCCCCUGCUCCUGCUCCUGGCCUCCCUCUGGCGGGGGGCGCCGGGGGCCAGUGAGCUGCGCUACCCGCCCGGCAAGAUAGCUGUUAUCGGAGCUGGUAUUGGGGGCACCUCAGCAGCCUAUUUUCUACGCCAGAAGUUUGGGAAAGAUGUACGGAUUGAUGUGUUUGAGAAAGGAACGGUGGGGGGCCGUUUGGCUACUAUAAACGUGGAAGGAAAAGACUAUGAAGCAGGAGGGUCCAUCAUCCAUCCUCUUAACCUACAUAUGAAGCAUUUCGUCAAGGAGCUAGGACUUUCUGUUCCUGAGAACCGACAUGGCCUUCUGGGCAUUUACAAUGGAGAUGAAUUUGUGUUUGAGGAGAGUAGCUGGUACAUUAUCAAUAUUCUGAAACUUCUCUGGCAUUAUGGAUUCAAUCCUCUGCGAAUGAACAUGUGGGUGGAAGAUAUCUUGGACAAGUUUAUGAGAAUCUACCGCUAUCAGUCUCAUGACUACUCCUUCAGCAGCAUGGAGGGCUUGUUUCAUGCGCUUGGAGGGAAUGACUUUAUCCAGAUGCUGAAUCGGACCAUUGAUGAGACUUUGCAGAAGGCUGGCUUCUCCCAGAAGUUUAUCUAUGAGAUCGUUACUCCAAUCAUGAGAGUCAAUUAUGGCCAAGGUGUCAACAUUAAUGGGUUUGUAGGUGCAGUGUCUAUGGCAGGUGCAGACUCUGGACUUUGGUCAGUAAAAGGUGGCAACAAACUUGUCUGCACUGGCCUUCUUUAUGCUUCUAAAGCACAACUUAUCUCUGGCACGGUUAUCUCUAUAGAGGAGAGAACACGGCCCAAACGCACAGGAGGUACAGUUAAGCUGUAUGAAGUGAGCUACAACUCUGCAUCAGGGUCAGCUACAGACAUGUACGAUAUAGUUCUCAUUGCUACACCCCUGAAUCGUAAAAUAUCCAACAUCACCUUCCAGAACUUUAACCCGCCCCUUGCACAGUUCUCAGACAGUUACCAUCAGACUGUCGCAACUUUUGUUCAUGGGCGCAUAAACCCAUCCUUCUUCGGCUACAAGGACCCAUCCCGCUUUCAUUUAGCCAACAUUUUCACAACAGAAGAUCCCAACUUAUUUAUCAACAGUAUAGGUGUUGUGUCUCCUGUCCAAAACACACACGAGGAAGUGAAGCAACCCAUGGGACCUGCCGUUUGGAAAGUGUUCUCGAAAGAACCUCUCACCAAGGAGCAGAUGAAUUUGCUUUUCUCAUCCUAUGACUCUGUGAAAGAGAAGAAGUGGCUGGCUUACCCGCACUACAGUCUCCCAAACAAAUGCCCACCUAUAAUCCUGCACGAUAGAAUAUACUACCUUAAUGGCAUAGAAUGGGCGGCAAGCGCCAUGGAAAUGAGCGCAGUUGCCGCCAAAAAUGCAGCCCUCCUUUCUUAUCAUCGCUGGUAUGGAAACGUGGACAUGAUUGACCAGGAGGAUUUACAUGAGAAACUCAAAACAGAGCUGUGAGUUUUACCCAGCUUCAUUAUAAUCUUAGAAGCCAAAUGUGUAAAACAAAUAAAAGGAAGUUCACACACCCAACCUGUAGAACUCCUUGCCUGAGGAGGUUGUGAAGGCUAGGACUAUAACAGAGUUUAAAAAAGAACUAGAUACAUU